ACGUACUCUGAAGCUUCGUCCACGAUCUCCUCGUGAUCCAUCAGCCUACAUCUCAGUUGUUUCUACGUGUCCUUUUCUCGUUUAGUGCCGGUGUGUUUUUGGUUCGAGCCCAACAGUCGUCGUGUGUUCUGCUGGCCGACGUUCUGGUAUCUCCGCGAGAGCAUGGCUCGGCGACGAAGUUGUGCGCUGGUCCUGAAGCGGACCCCUUGAGUCUUGACCCCCCUGAAGCGCACACCUUGGCGCAACUGCGACCACCUUCGGCGCAACUCCGACCACCGCACGGCCGGCCCGUGGUGUGCGUGGACAACGGCGGACGAGGUUUCCGAAAAGUCCACUCUGCAGCGGUCGGCUGGCUGCGGUGGCUGCGGACUUCCCGCUCGUGGGUUCUGUUGUGCUAUCCCCGCCUUCGGCGUAGCGAAAGAGGAAAGUCUUCCGCACUUUCGCUCAGCAGCGCUGCGCGGAGUGCAUUUACACGAGACGGGAGAUCGGGAUGUAGCUGGCAGCAAUGACAACCAGAGGUAGUCGGAAGAGGGCGGAGCGCUGGGGACGCGGAAAGCGGGAAAGAUAUGUCGGACAUCAUCUGAGGGAAGGCUAGCGGUAGCAGCAGAAGUGUAGAGUUAGCAGCAGACAAUCGCAUUGAGCAAAACCGAGUACCGCAUGGGGAUUUGUAGUUUGGAGUGCUGGGGAUGACAUCGCCAUGGCGAGAAUUUCGUCGGAUGAGUUGAAUUUUCUGGUGUUUCGCUACUUGCAAGAGUCUGGCUUUAUUCAUUCUGCCUUCACGCUUGGGUACGAGGCAUGUUUGAACAAAUAUGCAAUUAAUGGGAACGAUGUCCCACCUGGUGCACUCGUGUCCUUCAUCCAGAAAGGCUUGCAAUAUUUGGAGCUAGAGGCAAAUGUUAAUGAUCUAAGAGUAGAUGUUGAUGGGGACUUCACAUUCCUUCAACCAGUGGACCUGAUCACCAAAGAUGUGUCAGAGCUGAGGCAGAUCAUCAAAGAGCGGAAGGAGAAGCUUGAGAGGGAAAGGGAGAAGGAGAAGGAAAAGGAGAAAGAACGGGAAAGAGAGAAGGAGAGAGAACGUGAGAGAGAUAGGGAAAGGGAGCGGGAGAAGGAAAGAGAGCGUUUGGAGAAGGAGAGGGAACGCGAGCGGGAAAGAGAGAGAGAGAGGAUCGAGAGGGAGAAGGAAAGGGAGAAGGAGAGAGAGAGAGAGAAGGAACGUGAGAGAGAUAGAGAUAGGGAUAGAGAUAGGGAUAGAGAGAGGGAAAGAGAUUGUGAGAGAGCGGAGCGGGAGCAUGAUGAGUGGCCACGUCAGAAGCCCGAUGAAGAGAUGGCACCUGCUACAGGCGCAGACCAAUCACGGGAAGAUCCGAUGGACACGGAUGUGGGAUGUAUAAGUACAAUAACAGAUGUUUCUUCUGCAGAUGUGACAAUUCUUGAGGGUCAUACUUCUGAGGUGUUCAUCUGUGCCUGGAGUCCGACUAGCUCGCUACUUGCAUCGGGGUCAGGUGAUUCAACGGCCAGGAUAUGGACGAUACCAGAAGGGCCAUUAGGUACUGGAGGAUCAACUGCUCCUAAGCCAUUGGUUCUGAAGCACUUCAAAGGGAAAACAAACGAGAAGAGCAAGGAUGUGACCACGUUGGACUGGAAUGGAGACGGAACGCUACUUGCAACUGGUUCAUAUGAUGGCCAAGCUCGGAUCUGGAGCAAGGACGGUGAGCUGAAGAACACUCUGAACAAGCACAAGGGUCCUAUUUUUUCUCUGAAAUGGAACAAGAAAGGUGACUGCUUGUUAAGCGGGAGUGUGGAUAAAACUGCCAUCAUCUGGGAUGCAAAGACAGGGGAGGUCAAGCAGCAGUUUGAGUACCAUCAAGCUCCCACACUUGACGUCGAUUGGCGCAACAAUACGGCAUUCGCCACGUGCUCCACAGACAAGAUGAUUUAUGUGUGCAAGCUUGGGGAGGUCAGGCCGGUGAAAACAUUUGCAGGGCAUUUGGAUGAAGUAAAUGCCAUCAAGUGGGACCCAACGGGGACUCUCCUUGCGUCUUGUUCUGAUGAUUUCACAGCCAAGAUAUGGAAUUUGAAACAAGAGAAAUGGGUGCACGACCUGAGGGAGCAUACCAAGGAAAUAUACACAAUAAAGUGGAGUCCUACUGGGCCGGGGACAAACAACCCGAAUCAACAUCCUGUGCUGGCCAGUGCUUCAUUUGAUGCUACAAUCAAGCUCUGGGAUGUGGAACAGGGGAAGUCAUUCUUCAGCUUGACGCAACACAGUGGAGAGUAAAAAAAUGCGGCUUCUCAAGGCUCUUCAUGCAUGUUCGAGAACAGCGCUUCAACAGCUCAGGUAUCAUUGUCAGGAUGUCUGCUGUCGUGCACACAUUCCUGAACUCAAUGAACACCUCGCACCAUC
Chara braunii is the source of this 2404-nucleotide messenger RNA. The record is from the annotation of a GenBank genome assembly. Lineage: Eukaryota; Viridiplantae; Streptophyta; Charophyceae; Charales; Characeae.